AUGUCUUCCUCGACAACAAGGUAUAAUCCUCCCACCCCAACACCCAAACCCAUACCGAUACAGAGGAACGUCGUAGGUACCUCAAAAUGUAGCCACCUAAAACUUCGUCUUCUCGAAAAUAUUCUGAUCCUCAAGGAACUCUUUUGCUUUCCAGUUUCCCAACGUACCUUAAAAACAAUGACCGAGGUUGAGCUUCAUAGUUUUCUUGUUGCUGACGAAACUGCUGUAUGCACCUUGGUCAUAUGGGAAAACGGUCAGUUCUUCAAGAUCGGUGAUGUUGUACAGAUAAACCAAGGUGAGACGAGAAUCCACGAAGAUACAUUUGAGCUUACCGUGAACAGUAAUUUCGGCAAGAUAAAAGUUGUUGAUUGGGAUGUUUUGCCUUACGUCGAAGAAGAAGUUCCUAAUCUGUCAAGCUACCUGUGGGUUCAAAUCGAUAAUAAGUUUAUGCCAAUGACAAAAAAUCGCCUUCCGGUUGAUCCUGUUUCUUUUGAACCACAACCCCAAAGGAUCGAUUAUGGUUCUUCUGCGCAAGAGAU
Molecule: messenger RNA, 539 nt
Organism: Acaulospora morrowiae
Lineage: Eukaryota; Fungi; Glomeromycota; Glomeromycetes; Diversisporales; Acaulosporaceae
Source: the annotation of a GenBank genome assembly